Molecule: messenger RNA, 867 nt
Organism: Filobasidium floriforme
Lineage: Eukaryota; Fungi; Basidiomycota; Tremellomycetes; Filobasidiales; Filobasidiaceae
Exons: 2
Coding region: 1-867 (288 amino acids)
Source: RefSeq, a predicted model, not a curated record
AUGCCACCUACCAAACCCCCUGCCUUUUCAGACCUCGCAUACUGGGAUAACCGUUUCUCAACAACCUCGACCCCUUUCGACUGGCUAGUCUCCGCCAAUGCGCUCGACUCGCUCGUCGUCGCUUCUAUCCGGUCGAGUUCGAGAGAACGGUGCAAGAUUCUACAUAUCGGUUGCGGGAGCUCAGAAUUGUCUUUCAGACUUGGGGAGCUGGCAGGGACGAGGGAGAAUAUCUGGAACACGGACUACUCCAGGGUGGUCAUCGAGCAAGGCCGAGCGAUCGAGGAGAAACUGGACGCCAGACCUCCCAAGAUAGGACAUGAAGAAGUCUCCGGUCGGAUGAACUGGACAGUUCUCGACCUCCUCUCCGAUGAAUCGAUUACCGCAUUCCGCGCUGAAACCCAGUCCGAGUCAUUCGACCUCAUUGUCGAUAAAUCCACCAGCGAUGCCAUCUCUUGCGGCCCGGACCUUCCUCUUCCCGGUCAUGGUGCCUCCAUUCCUUCUCGGUCGACGCUUUCCAUAAUACUCCAUCCACUGGAGGUUCUUGCUCUCAACCUGGCGCGCUUGACUAGGUCUGGUGGAAGAUGGAUAUGUAUCAGCUAUUCUUCCGACCGGUUCGGCUUCUUGCACCCAGGUACCUCUUCCCGAACCCAGAGUGGGCAUGACGGCUCGACCUUCUGUGAGCUCGAGGCUAGUCGGUAUUGGAGGCUGGAGCAUAAGGAAGAGAUCGAGGUCGAGGCACAACCCGAGCGAGCGGUAGAUUCAGGACUACCGGGAGGCGGCGUGACAGCGAAGACGCCGGUAUUCAGGCCGAAAGAGGUGAACUAUUCGUACAUACUGGUACGCACCGAUGUACUCCUCGAGCCGUAG